Molecule: messenger RNA, 702 nt
Organism: Trichophyton rubrum CBS 118892
Lineage: Eukaryota; Fungi; Ascomycota; Eurotiomycetes; Onygenales; Arthrodermataceae
Exons: 3
Coding region: 1-702 (233 amino acids)
Biological process (GO): fatty acid biosynthetic process
Molecular function (GO): 3-oxoacyl-[acyl-carrier-protein] synthase activity
Source: RefSeq, a predicted model, not a curated record
AUGGUUGCUGGAGGAGCCGAAUCAUGUAUACACCCACUAGCUAUCGGAAGCUUCGCACGAUGUCGGAGUCUUGCUACUGGCUUCAAUGACAAUCCAGACAGGGCAUCCCGACCAUUUGACAGAGAUAGGCAGGGCUUUGUCGUUGCAGAAGGUGCCGCGGUUGUUGUUUUAGAGGAACUCGAACAUGCAAUAUCUCGAAAUGCCCAUAUCUAUGCCGAGCUUAAAGGAUACGGAUGCUCGGCUGACGCAUACCAUAUCACAGCGCCGCAUGAGACAGGUAGAGGUGCUUUCUCUGCGAUGAAGCGUGCACUUAAAAAUGCUGGAGUGCCUCCGAGUAAAAUCGACUACAUCAACGCUCAUGGCACGUCGACUCCCAUUGGGGAUGCAGCCGAGAAUCUAGCAAUCAAGUCAUUGUUUCUUGGAUCUGAAGGUAAAGCCAAAGCUUCAGAAAUCAACGUAAGCAGCACAAAAGGCGCUAUAGGGCAUAUGUUGGGUGGUGCUGGGGCAAUAGAGGCUGCUUUCUCGAUUCUAGCUAUUGAUCAGAAUGUUCUUCCGCCUACUAUCAACCUGGAUAAUGUAACCAAUGAAUUUGACUGCAAUUAUGUUCCCAACAAUGCGCUGCAAAGGAAUGUCGAAGUUGCACUCACCAAUAGUUUUGGAUUUGGGGGAACAAAUAGCAGUCUUUGCUUUGCCAAAUAUUAG